Limulus polyphemus (Atlantic horseshoe crab) is the source of this 1614-nucleotide messenger RNA. RefSeq names its product protein kinase DC2-like. The record is from RefSeq and is a predicted model, not a curated record. Gene Ontology annotation, molecular function: ATP binding; protein serine/threonine kinase activity. Bases 329 to 1384 code for a protein of 351 amino acids. The transcript has 8 exons. Lineage: Eukaryota; Metazoa; Arthropoda; Merostomata; Xiphosura; Limulidae. Gene Ontology annotation, biological process: protein phosphorylation.
GGGGCGUCUUGAAAGGUUUGAUUAAUGCUGCGGUUUAGUAAAUACAUCUAAAUUUCUUUUUACUGUGUUACACUAUAGACUGCUAAGUUGUAGAAGUGUUUUUCAAGCUGUUCAACUUGUUUUCAAGCUGUGUACAUGAGACAUUCAGUUGUCUUCUUUGGGUCAUGGUACCUUCAUAACUGCCUGUUAAAAAACCCAUGACAACAGUCUUUUUCAUAUUCUUACGAUAGCAAAUUGUACAAUUCUGAACCCUCUACUCUCAGUAUCGUAAGAAGUAUAUUAUAUGUAGAUUUUUGGUUAAAAACACUCUGCCGUGAAAUUAUUUUCCAUGGCUUCAAGCAAAGACAAAGUUCUCCGUGAAAAGCUGAAGAGAUCGGGGUCGCUGAUGAUGAAAGACCCUCCAGCGAUUACUGCUGUCAACGGAGACAGAGUGUUUCAGCUCAAGGAACUCAACAUUAUUAAAACAAUAGGCACAGGGACGUUUGGACGAGUGUGUCUAUGUAGAGACAAAGUGACCACCAACUACUAUGCCAUGAAAAUCUUACAGAUGGCUGACGUCAUCAGACUAAAGCAAAUAGAACACGUAAAGAACGAAAAAACAAUUCUUCAGCAAAUUAAACACCCCUUUAUCAUUGAAUUAACGUGGACAACACACGACGAUACCUCACUCUAUAUGUUGUUCGAAUAUGUGUGUGGUGGCGAGCUGUUCACAUACCUCAGAAAUUCCGGCCGCUUCAAUAGCACUACAGGAAAUUACUACGCUGCGGAAAUAGUGCUUGUUCUGGAGUACCUCCAUAAGCAACAGAUUGUUUACCGGGAUUUAAAACCCGAGAAUUUACUAUUAGACAAAGAUGGCCAUUUGAAGCUGACCGAUUUUGGAUUCGCUAAAAUUCUGACCGAUAGAACAUGGACACUGUGUGGGACGCCGGAAUAUUUAGCGCCAGAAAUUAUCCAGAGUAAAGGCCACAAUAGGGCUGUGGAUUGGUGGGCUUUAGGAAUUCUUAUAUAUGAAAUGCUAGCCGGGUAUCCACCUUUCUUUGACGAGAAUCCGUUCGCUAUAUACGAGAAGAUUUUAGUUGGCAAGAUUGAAUGGCCACGACAUGUUGAUCCAGUUGCUAAAGACUUAAUUAAAAAGUUGUUGGUUCAAGAUCGAACAAAGAGACUGGGCAAUAUGAAGAAUGAAGCUGAAGACGUUAAAAGACAUAGAUGGUUUAAAGGAAUCGUAUGGGAUGAUGUUUUAAACAAACGUGUCAAGCCUCCUAUCAUUCCCAGUGUCAGCCAUAAUGGGGAUACUCGUUACUUUGACCGGUUUUCCGACAAAAAGUGGAAAAACAUUAAGGAAAAAAUAGAAGAAGAGGAGUUGGCUUACUUCAAAGAUUUUUGACAAAUUCUUGUAGUUGAAUGAAUGGAAUACAUAUUGUCCAAAGCAGGAAUUAUAGGACGUUGACAAAAGUCUGGUAAUUCUGAAAUAUCAAUAAACCAGGAAUAUUUUUACAAGAUGAAAUUCAUCAUUUGUAUUGUGUUCAUACAGUAAACCAGCUAAACAUAAAAGUGAAAUAAUUUCUCAAUACAGUAUUAUAUUACAGAUAUCGGAAAAAUAGACGUCUAUAUAUU